AUGCCGGACAACUUCAGCCUAAAACGAACCGGGAAGCUGGGAUUUAUUUGUAUCAUGCGGAAGCUAGCCAGAACAAACACUGCCCAAGGAUGGGGAGGACUCGGUAGUGAUCCGCAGCCACACCCGGCGGUGCCGCGCUCGCGCCUCGCCCGCGCCUUGUCUCCUUAUUUGGAUUUGGAUCUCCGCAUGUGGCUGAGGUGCAACCCGAGCCCAACAAACUCGACAAGCAUAAAAUUACAGGCCAGCGAUCAAAGGCCGUUUGACAAUACAAUACGGAUAAACUCCAACCACUUGAGCACUGGCAUACGGGCUGCCAGGUGGCAAAUUAAUGCUCCAGACAUGACUAAUCAGUCGUACCCGGCCGACAACGACAUCGACGACAUCAAAGCCAUCUUCCCAUUAUCUACCGAGAACACAUUCCACCGGACAGCAGAUCAUCGAACAAUGGCGAUCACGACGACCCAUCGCCCAGAGACGACCCAAAUCCUCAACCACUCACAACCACCUCGUUCCUUCCCUUUCACCCCCUUCCUCCGCCAGACCCACCGCCAUUCUCUCCUCCCUUCCUCCCACGGCGACGGGAACGCAACAACAGCAGCAAACGGCGCCUCGAGCAAUGACAACACCACAACAACAACAGCAGGAGGAGGAGGAGGAGGAGGCGGCGGCGGUCGCGGCCCCUCGCUAGUCUGCAAGCACUGGCUCCGCGGCCUCUGCAAAAAGGGCGAGCACUGCGAGUUCCUGCACGAGUACAACCUCCGCAAGAUGCCCGAGUGCAACUUCUUCACCCGCAACGGCUACUGCUCCAACGGCGAGGAGUGCCUCUACCUCCACAUCGACCCGCAGUCCAAGCUCCCGCCCUGCCCGCACUACGACCAGGGCUUCUGCCCCCUCGGCCCCCGCUGCGCCAAGAAGCACGUCCGCCGAACCAUCUGCCUUUUCUACCUUGCCGGCUUUUGCCCCGAUGGCCCUGGCUGCAAGGCUGGCGCCCACCCGCGCUGGCGCAACGAUCUUGACCGGCCCCGCGCCAAGUCGGAGGUUGCGCGCGAGGAGGGCGAGGUGCGGAGGGAGGAGGAUCUCGCUGGUCGUGGCGACGCUGGUGGCCUUGGGCGUGGCAGCUUUGACGGUAUGCCGAGGGAUGGCAGGGACCGGGAUGAUCGCGGUCACGGGGAUAGGAGAUUUGGGCCUGGUGGGCGGGGAGGCAAGUGGAGGGAUCGUGGCGGCCCGAGGAGUCGGGUGCACCGACUCGAUCUGUACUACAUGAUGAAAUUUGCUGUUUGA
Molecule: messenger RNA, 1281 nt
Organism: Sodiomyces alkalinus F11
Lineage: Eukaryota; Fungi; Ascomycota; Sordariomycetes; Glomerellales; Plectosphaerellaceae
Exons: 7
Coding region: 1-1281 (426 amino acids)
Molecular function (GO): metal ion binding; RNA binding
Source: RefSeq, a predicted model, not a curated record